This is a messenger RNA of Vicia faba (fava bean), 1746 nucleotides long. The record is from the annotation of a GenBank genome assembly. Lineage: Eukaryota; Viridiplantae; Streptophyta; Magnoliopsida; Fabales; Fabaceae.
AUGGCUCAAGAACCCCAAAACCCAGCUGAUCAAGUGCUCACAACCACCUCUGAAGCUCCCGUCAAACAACCACCACCACCCGCCGAAGAAGUUGUUGCUGCCACCGCUGCCACCACUGACAAGGACGUUACUCCGGUUGCUGAAGAUCCCGAGAAGCCGGCUGAAGCUGUGGCGGAGACUGCUAAGCCUGCUGAUGAAACUGUCGCUGAUAACAAAAUUUCUCAAUCGGUUUCUUUCAAGGAAGAAACUAACGUGGUUUCUGAACUUCCUGAUCUUCAGAAAAAAGCACUCGAUGAACUCAAACAGCUUAUUCAGGAAGCACUUAACAAACACGAGUUCACCGCUCCUCCUGCUAAGCCGGUAACACCUGAAGUAAUCGCGCAAGAAGAGAAAAAACCAGAAGAAGAAGAGGAGAAAACCGAAGAGAAAAAGGAACAAGUAACAGAAGAGAAGAAGGAAGAAACAGUAGUAGUUGGAGAAGAAAAAGCUUCUGCUUCCGAGGAACCUAAAACCGAACCUGAAGCACCUGAAGCACCUGAAGCCAAGAAAGUCGAGGAGACUGUGGUGGAAGUUGUUGAGAAAAUAGCUUCGAGCACUGAAGAAGACGGUGCGAAAACGGUUGAAGCUAUUCAGGAAAGCAUAGUAUCUGUUGCGGUUACGAACGGUGAUGGUGAACAGCCUGUUGCUGUUGAUGUGGAGGUUCCUCCCUCUACACCAGAAGAAGUUGAAAUAUGGGGAAUUCCCUUGCUAGCUGAUGAAAGAAGUGAUGUGAUUCUUCUCAAGUUCCUUCGAGCCAGGGAUUUCAAGGUGAAGGAAGCUUUCACAAUGAUCAAACAAACUGUUCUUUGGAGAAAGGAAUUUGGAAUUGAAGCACUUCUUCAAGAAGAUCUUGGAACUGAUUGGGACAAAGUUGUUUUCACGGAUGGUUAUGACAAAGAAGGUCACCCGGUUUACUACAAUGUUUUUGGAGAGUUUGAGAACAAGGAAUUGUAUCAAAAGAGUUUCUCUGAUGAUGAGAAGAGAAACAAGUUUAUCCGUUGGAGGAUUCAGUCUUUGGAGAAAAGUGUUAGAAAGCUCGACUUUGCUCCAUCUGGUAUCGCUACUAUUGUUCAAAUUAAUGAUCUUAAAAAUUCUCCUGGAUUCGUUAAGAAGGAACUUAGACAAGCUACUAAUCAGGCACUUCAAUUGCUUCAGGAUAACUAUCCCGAAUUUGUUGCCAAACAGAUUUUUAUCAAUGUUCCUUGGUGGUACCUUGCCUUUUCUAGGAUGAUUAGUCCUUUCCUGACACAGAGGACCAAGAGCAAAUUUGUAUUUGCUGGCUCCUCCAAAUCUGCUGAUACCCUUUUCAAAUAUAUAGCUCCUCAGCAAGUGCCAGUUCAAUAUGGAGGACUUAGCAGAGAGGGUGAACAGGAAUUCACCACUGCUGACCCUGCUACAGAGGUUAUUAUCAAACCAGCAACAAAACAUGCUGUUGAGUUCCCAAUUUCUGAGAAAAGCACCUUGGUAUGGGAAAUCAGAGUGGUGGACUGGAAUGUGAGCUAUGGAGCAGAAUUUGUGCCUAGUGCUGAAGAUGGAUACACAGUGAUAGUACAGAAAAACAGGAAAAUCUCGCCAGCUGAUGAAACAGUAAUCAACAACACCUUCAAAAUCGGUGAACCUGGCAAAGUUGUACUCACCAUUGAUAACCAAACAUCAAAGAAAAAGAAGCUUCUUUACAGGUCCAAGACCAUACCCAUCUCUGAGUAA